AUGGCACUUUUCUUCAGAGCCCAUCAAGUAUCGCUGCUAUUGAUAGCAAUCCUUGCCGUUUCUGGGUUUUUCGGGCCGAGGGUACAAGCCUUUAAAGCGCCCUUUCGGGCCGGAGACAUCUUGCCCCUGCUCCCCAGGCAGGUUUCGUGGCCAAUCUUGAACGCCCUGAACAACGCGGCGGAUUUAUUGCCGUCUUUUGUGGGGGCCGCCACCGCUACCAAUGGUCCCACCACUUUGCACUGGAAAGGAGCUUGCUUCUACAAUAACACCGCUUGGCUGGAGUUCCACAAUAAAUCUGGUAGUGAAUUUGGGGGCGGUACUCUUCAUAUCAAGGUCAGUAACGCACAUAGUUGGACAUGUAUGGACCUCUAUGUAUUUGCAACUCCAUUUCGUGUGACAUGGGACUAUUACCUUCUGUCUCGCGAACACACCCUCGAAUUUAAGGAGUGGGAGUCACAAGCUGAAUUUGAAUACGUAAAAAAUCGGGGGGUUUCAAUUUUUCUCAUGCAAGCGGGAAUGCUGGGAACCCUUCAGGCUCUGUGGGAAGUUUUCCCUCUAUUCACGAACACCGUAUGGGGUGAAAAUUCGAAUCUUGCGUUUCUCAAAAAGCACAUGGGUGCUACUUUUGAAGAACGGCCCCAGCCUUGGGUCACUAAUGUUACCGUUGAGGAAAUCCACUCUGGCGAUUUUCUUGCACUGUCGAAAAUACGAGGUCGUUGGGGUGGUUUCGAGACAUUAGAGAAGUGGGUUACCGGUUCUUAUGCGGGCCACUCGGCUGUCUGCCUGAGGGACUCGGAGGGCAAGCUUUGGGUUGCCGAAUCAGGACACGAGGAUGAGAAGGGAGAAGAUGUUAUUGCUAUUUUACCAUGGGAAGAGUGGUGGGAAUUCGAGCUGACGAAAGACGACGCCAAUCCACAAAUUGCAUUGCUUCCUUUGCAUCCCGAUCUCCGGGCCAAGUUCAACGAAACCGCCGCCUGGGAAUAUGCAACGAGCAUGACCGGAAAACCUUACGGUUAUCAUAACUUGAUAUUUAGCUGGAUAGACACAGUUAGUGAUAACUAUCCAUCACCUCUCGAUGCACACCUGGUAGCAUCUGUUAUGACUGUUUGGACGCAGAUGCAGCCGGCUUAUGCUGGUAACAUGUGGAAUGAAGCACUGAACAAACGACUUGGAACUAAGAACUUUACUCUUUCGGAAGUUCUUGUGGAAGUUGAGAAGCGUGGGUCGUCUUUUGGUGAAUUGUUGGCUAUUCCUGAACGAGACAAUUGGGUAUAUGCUGAUGGGAAAUCAACAUCGUGUGUCGCUUUUGUCUUUGAAUUGUACAAGGAAGCUGGAUUGUUUGGUGAGCUUGCAAACUCUAUUCAUGUCACAGAGUUCACGAUAAAGGAUGCUUACUCUCUCAAGUUGUUUGAAAACAACUCGAGCCGUUUGCCCACAUGGUGCAAUGAUGCAGACACGGUAAAACUGCCAUUCUGCCAAAUUCGAGGCAAGUAUAGGAUGGAAUUACCUGCAUACAACACCAUGGACCCUUAUCCUCACAUGAAUGAGAAAUGCCCUUCUCUACCGCCCAAAUAUUAUAGAACACCCGGCUGCUGA
This is a messenger RNA of Striga hermonthica, 1596 nucleotides long. The record is from the annotation of a GenBank genome assembly. Lineage: Eukaryota; Viridiplantae; Streptophyta; Magnoliopsida; Lamiales; Orobanchaceae.